This is a messenger RNA of Ostrinia furnacalis (Asian corn borer), 837 nucleotides long. RefSeq names its product RNA-binding protein 25-like. The record is from RefSeq and is a predicted model, not a curated record. NCBI's taxonomy places the organism in Eukaryota, Metazoa, Arthropoda, Insecta, Lepidoptera, Crambidae. The coding region runs from base 1 to 837 and encodes 278 amino acids. The transcript has a single exon.
AUGAGUCCUAUUACUCCUUCAGCGCUCACCAGUUGGCGUCAACUGGCAACUGCGAUUUCUGGACACUCAUUGAUUAGCCAAAUUACAACGAUAACAUUCGUCAAAGAGAAAAGAGGACAUUCGUCAGAGAAAACAGAACAUUCGUCAGAGAGAAAAGAGAACAUUCGUCAAAGAGAAAAGAGGACAUUCGUCAGAGAGAAAAGAGAACAUUCGUCAAAGAGAAAAGAGGACAUUCGUCAGAGAGAAAAGAGAACAUUCGUCAAAGAGAAAAGAGAACAUUCGUCAAAGAGAAAAGAGAACAUUCGUCAAAGAGAAAAGAGAACAUUCGUCAAAGAGAAAAGAGAACAUUCGUCAAAGAGAAAAGAGAACAUUCGUCAAAGAGAAAAGAGAACAUUCGUCAAAGAGAAAAGAGAACAUUCGUCAAAGAGAAAAGAGAACAUUCGUCAAAGAGAAAAGAGAACAUUCGUCAAAGAGAAAAGAGAACAUUCGUCAAAGAGAAAAGAGAACAUUCGUCAAAGAGAAAAGAGAACAUUCGUCAAAGAGAAAAGAGAACAUUCGUCAAAGAGAAAAGAGAACAUUCGUCAAAGAGAAAAGAGAACAUUCGUCAAAGAGAAAAGAGAACAUUCGUCAAAGAGAAAAGAGAACAUUCGUCAAAGAGAAAAGAGAACAUUCGUCAAAGAGAAAAGAGAACAUUCGUCAGAGAGAAAAGAGAACGUUCGUCAAAGAGAAAAGAGAACAUUCGUCAGAGAGAAAAGAGAACAUUCGUCAAAGAGAAAAGAGAACAUUCGUCAAAGAGAAAACAGAAGAAAGAAUGUUCAUCCUAAGAGUAGUAGUUGA